Oryzias latipes (Japanese medaka) is the source of this 2192-nucleotide messenger RNA. RefSeq names its product syntaxin 5A (gene stx5a). Gene Ontology annotation, biological process: intracellular protein transport; endoplasmic reticulum to Golgi vesicle-mediated transport; vesicle fusion. The record is from RefSeq and is a predicted model, not a curated record. Lineage: Eukaryota; Metazoa; Chordata; Actinopteri; Beloniformes; Adrianichthyidae. Gene Ontology annotation, cellular component: SNARE complex; endomembrane system; Golgi membrane. Gene Ontology annotation, molecular function: SNARE binding; SNAP receptor activity.
CGUAGGUAAAGCAGACGUGGCAUUGACGUCAAUUCCGGAAACGACUAGCAUCGGAACUUUAACUCCGGGGUUGAGUAGUUCUUUUCUGGAAAAACAUAGCGGGCUCACCAAAAAUGGUUUAAUACCUACUCAAAAAUGCGUGGGCCUUUGUUCAUGAAGGAUUGUCCGCCUUGGAUGUGAGCUUGUUCCCACAUCGGGAGAUCCUUCUGUUUACCGUACAGGCUUCAGGCUGAGGGUUCGGGCGUCGUUUCAGGUAUUUUCUGCUUCAAAAGCGGGUUUAUAAUCCUCUGACGGCAAGAUGACGUGCCGCGAUCGGACCCUGGAGUUCCAGUCCGCCUGUAAAUCUCUGCAAGGCAGACAAAAUGGAGUCCAGCCCAGUAAACCAGCUCUUGCCGCCCUGAGGCAGCGCAGUGACUUCACAGUGAUGGCAAAGAGAAUUGGGAAAGACUUGAGCAACACUUUUGCCAAACUGGAGAAGCUCACUAUUUUGGCAAAAAGGAAAUCCUUAUUUGAUGACAAAGCAGUGGAGAUUGAAGAGCUGACGUACAUCAUUAAACAAGACAUCAACAGUCUGAACAAACAGAUAGCACAGCUGCAGGACUUGGUGAGAUCACGUGGAGCUCCGGGUGGCCGACACAUCCAAUCUCAUUCUAACACUAUAGUGGUGUCACUACAGUCUAAACUGGCGUCUAUGUCAAAUGAUUUCAAGUCGGUCCUUGAGGUCAGAACAGAGAACCUGAAGCAGCAGCGCAGCAGGAGAGAACAGUUCUCCCAGCCUCCCGUCUCGACUUCUCCCAUGAUGGCAAACAACUUCAGGAGCCGCAAAAAAGGGGCCCAGGAGCCGCACGCAGAUCGUGAACCGCGCUAUGACUACCAGGGCUAUACAACCACAAAUGUAAAAGAGAGUUCGGUUCUGAUGCAGGAUGAGUCGCGCAGUUUGGGAGACGUGGCCAUAAAUAUGGACUCUCAGAGCAACCCUCUGCAGCUCCAGCUCAUCGAUGAACAGGAUUCGUACAUCCAGAGCCGUGCAGACACCAUGCAGAACAUUGAGAGCACCAUCGUAGAACUGGGUUCUAUAUUCCAGCAGCUGGCACACAUGGUCAAGGAGCAAGAGGAGACUGUCCAGAGAAUCGAUGCCAACGUCGAGGACACUCAACUAAACGUGGAGGCUGCGCACACGGAAAUCCUCAAAUAUUUCCAGUCAGUCUCCUCCAACCGGUGGCUGAUGAUCAAAAUCUUCCUUGUUCUUGUGGUCUUCUUCAUUAUCUUUGUGGUGUUCUUCGCCUGAAGAAGAGGAACAGCUGUGGUUGAGGAAAAUGUGAACUUUAAACUGGACUUGGAUCGUAUUUUGAAGAGCGGUAUUCUCUAUGAGGGUCUAAUGGAUGCUUGGGAUCCUUUCAAAGCGAUAAAAGACUUGUGGAUUAUUCCAAAGCUUCAGACUGAUUCUAUCCUGAUGAAGAGAUUGAACUUCAAAUGAAACAUGCAAAUGAUCUGAAGUACUCACUUUGUGGAAGGAAGGAGCAGAAAACUGCCCUGUGCUGUACUUUGACCAACUCCUCCUAAAUGUUUAUUCAAAGUGGCUAUAAUUUAAUAGUUUGAUUGUCCAAACUGUCCAACAUUUUUUGUUAUGUCAUCACUAUUCCUUUUUUUUCUGAAGAGCAUCGCAAACUUGUAAUUCUUAACAUCGUUCAGUCAAAUGUUUUUUGUAACCAUACACAUUCUGGUUUGAAUCUAAGCUUAUUUUGCCAAAUGGGAUGUUCUUAGUAAACUGUGACCGGAUGCAGAUUUACCCAAGAAGGCCGCUUACUGACAGCUGAAGGGAAGUCUGCAGUGUGAGGUUCGAGCUGCUUGAAGUUCUGGAAGAAUGCUGUUUAUUAAAACGAACAGCUUUAAUGGUUAAACGCUUCACUCACGCAGAGCCACGGAUAGAAUCGGGUGCUGAUGAAGGGGUUCUGCGGCUGAAACAAUUCGCUAAAGUGGAUCAGUCAGGUUCCCUGGAAGUACUCGGCUGUCUGUAGUCGACUCCUCCUGUACAUGACCACAGAUUUUUAAGACGAGAGAAGACAUUCUUGGUAUUUUCCUCUGGUUUUUUUUUUUAGCCAAAUGCCUUGACUUCAGUGUACAAAGUGCAAAUAGUUCAGAUGUAUUGAUGAGAGAGUGCACAAUAAUAAAAUAAUAAUCGGAUGCUGGCA